AUAACCUCAGUACACAACAAAAACACACAAUAACCAUUUAGAAUUUCGUGUGUUCAUGUGUGUCGAAGUUAAAGUUUUGUAACGGAAAGAAAUGAAUAUUCUCACAUUUGUUCUAUCCAUUGGGAUUUUUUCUUUCGCUAGGACUGAUGAUGCAACAUGCUACGAUAAAUUUGAAUAUGUUUUUAAGGUCAUGCAUAGAUUGUCCGAAGUAGAAAAGAAAAUUGAACAUGUUCAGGAAACUAAGCUGGAUAAAGAAGACACUGGAUCUCUAAAUAGCCAAGGAGACACGUUUACAAGAUGGGGAAGGUCUUCUUGUCCAAAUGAAACAAAAUUGAUUUACGACGGUUUUGCUGGAGGCUCUGAUCAUAACGCAAAAGGUGGCGCUGCAAACUAUGUUUGCCUGCAUAAACAGCCAACAUGGAAGGACAAUAAUGUGUAUAAAUCACAAAAUAAUCUAAUGCAUGGGGCCGAGUUUCAGACCAGUGGCACAAACUGGCAGAAGUUUCAUGACCAUGAUAUCCCAUGUGUUGUAUGCAACGUACCUAGCAGCAAUAUUGUCAUGAUCCCUGGCCGAAAUGUUUGUCAUGAGAAACAUUCAUUUCAGUACAGCGGAUAUCUUAUGUCGUGUCACGAUUCACAUCCAUCAGCAACGGAAUUUGUCUGUGUUGAUGAUGAGCCGGAAGUUUUCCCUGAUUCAAGUGCAAACCAUAAUGGCAAACUAUUUUAUUUCGUGUAUGCAAAGUGCGGAUCAUUGAAAUGUCCACCGUAUGAAGAGGGAAAGAAAAUUACAUGCGUUGUUUGCUCAUUUUGAGAAAACGUUUUUAAAGUGUAAUCGUUCAUAUUCAAAUGAUCAGUGACGGGAUUGUAUUGAUAUGUGUUUUUCUGAAUAGUUCAAAUAGUUUGAACAUAAUUUUUUUAAUGAUAUAACAUUAUUAUUAUAUUAAAAAUUGAUAUUCAUCAGAAAAUUGGAUAAGUUCGUGUAUAGUUUAUAUACAGUGUUUAACAAUCGGUAUAUCAAUUAAAAAGCAGAUACAUUUUACAAACUCUAUCAUUAUUUCGAAGAUUUAUGUAUAAGAACAAGAUAAGUCUUGUAAAAACACAGAUAUUUAUUUUGGUUAUGUAUUUAAAAAAUAUCAAUCAUUAUUUGAACUGUUGAUAUAAUGUACAAGUAUUUACCCUAUAAUACAUAAAAGCUUUGUUUAUAUAUAUUUAAUACUCUUGAGAUGCUCAUGAAACAUUUUAUGUUUAUCUUUGUAACACGUACCUUUGAAAUAAUUAUGUUGAAAUUAACGUAUUAAAAUAUUAUGCCACUGUUAUUAAUGUAAAAAACAUUUAUGUACAGCCAACCAAUCUGAAACUUGCGACUAUUUUGUCUAUAUACCUAAGUUAUUUUAUGCUUGUAUUUAAAGCAUGUUAUCAGCAUGGAAAUUAUGUUUAAUUAUUACAGAAACUACUAGACAUGUAGACAUGAUCACAAUGUUUUACCUGGGUGUUUACUUUUCAGAUAUUUCUAAUAUUUUGAGUCUUCACAUUUGACAUUGAUUCACCACAAUGCGGCUGCAUAGUUUUUGUCACAACAUUUCAGUACCUUAAAUAUUCUAAAUAGAAACAUAAUAUUGUUUUUUAAAAAUAUUCUUAAAAUUAUUUACAGUUCAGAUUUCAUCUAUUCCACUUGAAUAUUGGCUUCAGCAAGUUUUAUCAUUUUAUAUAAUAAUAUUUCCUAUAUUGAUUGUAAUUGUAUAUCAGUUUUGUGCUUGGCAUGUUGCAAUUAUGAUUACAUUAUAUUUAAAAAAUCACCAAAAUUUACAUAUGUUUGCAUUACUCUUUCAUUUAAGCUCUUAUAUAUUUUCAAUGUACAAUAGUCGUGAUUAUAUGACAUACGUAAUUCAUAGGCUUUAACAGGAAGUAGAAAAUACAGUUUUAAUUGAUAUAAAUUUUAUAAACUUUUAAUUGUAAUUUGUUAAUGACUCGAUAGCCGAUAUUUAUAGAAUACUCGAAACAGUUUUUGAAACAUGAAAUUUUAAAUUUGUACAGGAUUAUGAAAAACAAAUUCACAAAAUGUACAUUUGUUUCCCGCGUUUUGUACUUACGUAAAACAUAAUAUACUUUUUCUAAUCAGA
Ruditapes philippinarum (Manila clam) is the source of this 2120-nucleotide messenger RNA. RefSeq lists its product as uncharacterized. The record is from RefSeq and is a predicted model, not a curated record. The transcript is spliced from 2 exons. Bases 92 to 811 code for a protein of 239 amino acids. NCBI's taxonomy places the organism in Eukaryota, Metazoa, Mollusca, Bivalvia, Venerida, Veneridae.